CUGUUUGUCCACAAUAUACAGACCGAUAAACAGACCACCUACCUUUCCGCCUUUGGGACAACCACUCCCAUCAAAGCGGAGACAAUACUAUUUAGUCAUUAUAUACAGUAUCUCUGGUUUGGGCGAGUUUCGUUGGUGACGUCUGUCGCCAGUACCCGCCCCGUUCAGUUAUCGCCCUGCUUUUGCUGCAUAGACCGCGCAGGAACCUGGACCAAACGAGGCGGAAUUUCAGUUGCUUAUCCAUCAUCGAUAUGGGAAUUAUACCAUUCUUUCAGAACCAAGCUCUUAUCCCAUACUAUCUGAAGCCAGUCCACUUCGAGACACAGACUAUAAAAACUGCCGGUUGAAGGAACACCAGCAGUAGAUUGUUAUUAUUGCUUUAGCCAGUACAGCAUUUACAGAAUAUGCUUCCUGCUGAUGCAGGGAUGAUAAACCACCUUGUGCGAUGAGAAGUAGCCUAACGUUUUCUCAGAACUGGAGAUGGGCAUUUUCUAAAUUGUCCUAAUUGAUUUUGGGAAAAUGCUCUGGACAAUUUUAGUGCUCUGUAUGUCUAUGGCGCUACUGUACAGUGUAGUUGGUGAGGCCUCCAGCCAGCCUCUGACACCCAGCCGAGGCACUGAGACAGAGGCCCUGUCUGCCCGCCACUACUACCACACAGACCCCAGCACAGGCAUUCAGCUGGUCUGUGACAAGUGCCCCGCGGGCACCUUUGUUUCCAGACACUGUACCCAGACCAGUGUGAGGGAUUGCAACCGCUGUGACGAGGGCACAUUCACUCACGGAGAGAACGGGAUUCAGCAUUGCCACCGCUGCAGGAGGCCCUGCCACGCCCCCCUCGUUGAAAAGGUCCCCUGCACGGCCACCUCGGACCGGAUCUGCACCUGCCCUCCGGACACCUUCACCCAGGGGGACAGCUGCACGGCUCACUCCCUGUGCCCUGUGGGCUCAGGGGUUAAGAAGAGGGGCAACGAUGUGGAGGAUGUGCGCUGUAAGGCGUGCGCACGGGGGAGUUUCUCUGAUAUGGCCUCCAGUGUGUUGAGGUGCAGGACACACACAGACUGCCUGACCCACGGUCUGCCCCUACUGGCGACGGGCACUAGAGAGACAGACAACAUCUGUGGACCUGCUUCUCCCACCUCCCCCACCCUCUUGGGACCUGCACAGUCUGCCUUCGUCCAAGAGCCCUCCUCUUCCUCCUCCUCAUCUGGCCCAGUACGUAAAGACAACUUCAGACUGACAGCAGGUGCUGAGGACUUAGAGCUCUUACUGAGUGCCACAGGGAUUCUACCCAGCCAUGGCCAGGAUUCCCCCCCAGCAGGCUCCUCCGAAGCCAGCCCCGAAGACAAUGGAGAGGUCCUGAACCUAGCCGCUACGCCUGAAGCCCAGGACUCCACACGGACUCUACCACACCACAAGUACUCUGUUCCCAGUGAUAACCACCGCACCCACCCGGCGGCCAACAACCGGGCCAUGGAUGGCAUGGAGGAUGGAGCUGGUGUGGGAGUGGGCAGAUGGGUGCAGAGCUCAGGGUACAGGCCCACGCGGAGGGGCUCCCCCAGACCCAGCACUCAUACGCACUUUGACAUCAAUGAGCACCUGCCCUGGAUGAUCGUUCUGUUGCUGCUGCUGGUGCUGGUGGUGAUCGUGGUGUGCAGCGUGAAGAGGAGCUCCAGAGUUCUGAAGAAGGGUCCAGUCCAGGACCCCAGCAGCAUCAUUGAGAAGGCAAUCCAGAAGAAGACCUGCCCCCCGACACAGACCAAGGAGAAGUGGAUCUACUACUCCAACGGACAGGGUGUGGACAUCCUGAAGUUGGUGGCAGCUCAGAUUGGCAGCCACUGGAUUGACAUGUACCAAUCCCUGGCCAAUGCCACGGAGCGUGAAGUGGCAGCAUUCUCCAACGGCUACCUGUCGGACCACGAGCGUGCUUACGCUGCCCUGCAGCACUGGACCAUCCGCGAUGGGGACGCCAACUUGGCUAAGCUCAUCAAUGCCCUGCAUCGCCACCGCCGUAUAGACGUGGUGGAGAAGAUACGAGGCAUCAUGGAAGACAAUCCUCAGUUUAAUCUGAACCAGCUGAUGACUGUGAAUGUAACCCCGAGCCACAGUCCUGUACACAAGUCGUUGGAGUCUCCUGGGGUGGUGGUGGAGCAGUCUCCUGUGGACCGGACCAAGGGCUUCUUCCCCGACGAAUCAGAGCCUCUGCUCCGCUGUGACUCCACCUCCAGCAAAGACUCCGCCCUCAGCAGGAACGGCUCAUUCAUCACCAAAGAGAAGAAAGACACGGUGCUGCGACAGGUCCGGCUGGACCCGUGUGACCUGCAGCCCAUCUUCGACGACAUGCUGCACAUCCUAAACCUUGACGAGCUGCAUGUCAUCGAGGCGAUCCCCAUGGCAGAGGACAAACUGGACCGCCUCUUCGAGAUUGCCGGGGUCAAGAGCCAGGAGGCCAGCCAGACCCUGCUGGACUCGGUCUACAGCCACCUGCCUGACCUCCUAUAGGCACACUGCUGUGAUGCUACAGACCUAUACUGUGGUCAGGGGACACCCCACUUCCUUCUGCUACAAACCCCUCCUUUUCUGUGUGGCUACUUGGGUGUGGCUCCCCCAAAAAAAAUACUCUGAGGUACGCUAGUGAGAUGCUGCUUGAUUCUGGAUAGUCGUCUACACGCCUUCAUGACUGCCAAUCGGCUAUCCUCCAUUCCUAGCAGCCUGACUUAAUCCCCUAAUAAUACCAGGGUCAGGGAGCCUCCCUUUUUUCACCUUUAUUUAACCAGGUAGACUAGUUGAGAACAAGUUCUCAUUUACAACUGCGACCUGGCAGUUGUAAAUUCUCUCUCUUCUCUCUCUAUGAUCCUGCACACUCUCACCCCCAGGCCAGACCAUACAGCCACAUGCCUGACCUCUUGAAGUCUCCUUCCAUCACUCCCCCCAUGUUGAGGGGAGGGGUCCAGGCUCCCCCCCACACACAGCCCCCCAUGGUGAGCCUGCCUGCCUGGAGGAAGGGCAGGACAGAGUGGCCAGCCUGGAGUUCUGGGCAGACAUAGCACCACCAUCACCACUAUGCUUAUUAAACCAUAGCUAUUGCCCUUGUGUCAAUGUAGCAUUAAACAAGUGUUCUCUUUACAUUUUUGAGAUUAUAAACCCAUAUUCAUGCAAGCAAACUUCAAUAACACAGUCUCAUGCACAAUGUCUAUAAAUGUCAAACAUCCCACAUGAAAAAAUACUAUAGUCUGCACUAUGGUAGGACUACUACAGUAUUCACUGUCGUGUUUUUGCUAACUUUACUGUAGUAUUUACUAUAGUAUACUGUAGUAUUUACAGUUUACUAUAGUAUAAAUACUGUAGUAAAAACAAUCAGUAGUGUAUACUAUAUUAAUUACGGUAAUGUUUUUGCAGACUGUAGUAUACUGUAGUAUUUACUGUAGUGUUUUUGUUUUAUUAUUUACAUUUAACAUUUACAUUUAAGUCAUUUAGCAGACGCUCUUAUCCAGAGCGACUUACAAAUUGGUGCAUUCACCUUAUGACAUCCAGUGGAACAGUCACUUUACAAUUAUCUUUGACAUAGAAGUGGGGGGCAUUCUCCUUGAAGAAACCUACUGGAGAAAUACUCAGAGUAAAUUUUCCAUAUCCUGUAGGUAGUGCUGGGUUCUGACACGGAGAGUUCAGACCUUCUACUCUUUUCUAUAACCAUAGGGAACACAAUAUAUGGUCUAAACUUGGCAUGUAGGUUUCAAACUUACGGGUGGCCCAAAUUGGGACUUGUGGGAGGGGAAUGGGCAGGGUACAGUAUGUACAAAUUAUAUACUGUAGUAUUUACUAUAGUUUAAAAAAAGUUUUUGUGGACUGUAGUAUUUUUGCAGACAUUUUUGUACUAUUUACUAGUGUUUUUAUUUUUUGGAUAAUACUGUAGUAUUUACUAUAGUAUUCUACAGUACUACAAAAUUCUAUACUAAGUCCUACACAUGAUUGAGGGAUACUACAGUGCAUACAAUUGUAUAGUAUACUACAGUUUACUACAUACUUCUAUAUACUGUAGUAUUCUAGAAUAAACUGUAGUAUUUUUUUAUGGGGGACACUACGACACACACUCAUGAUGCACAAUGUCUUACACUAACAGUAUGUAAUAUGAUUGAUGCACUAAUUCUUGUUCUUUGAGUAACAUAACCAUUUCAUCUGUAUGCAUUCUGCCAUAUGUGCUUCAAUGUCUCUUUGAAAUGGUGUUUACUUACAUGUCACACUUGGUUUUUUUCAACAUUUAGUUUGAGUAUUAUCAUUUGUAGUUUUUUAGCUUUUUGAUUUCUUUGCAACUAUUAUUUGUCUUGAUUUCAAUGGCAUUCUGAUAUGUCCCAGCUUGGUGUAAUGAGACCAUCUUACUGGAUGUAAGAUAUGCAUAGUUGCUCCAUAUUCUACUUGAAUCUGACAGUCAUCUUCAGGAUUGUGGUACUUGAUUAAAAAAUAACAAUGUGCAACUAUAGUUCCUUUUAAAUUCAACAUCUUAAAAAAAAAUAAGAAAAAGCACCACCAAAAACAUGUUGCUGUGAAGUGCCAGUAUUCAACUCGCAGAUGUUAGGAAAGGAACACAGACUGACUUUUUGCCAAGCCAAUCGUAUCAAGCUAUUCUGGUGCUAGACUUGAAAUUCUCUAGUUGGGCAUAAUACCAGGAUGAUAUGGGCGGCUUUCAGGACAAUCGCUACUAAAGUAUUCUGGACUUUGCAGGGGGUAAAAUAGAUGCAGCUGCUCUGGACUUUGUUGGACAGAAUUGAAGUGUUGUUCGAGCUGUCCACAUCGCUGUUGGGUCUAAUGUAGGUGUGUGAAGGUAAGCAUGUAGAACGAGUAUGAAACAUUGAAGUUGAGGUAUACUGUACAUGUACUCUGGUGGCUGUUUUUAAACAUAACACGUGUAACCAGUACAUUUACUAUUAUGUAAAAUCUUAAAUCAACCAAUUAAAGUUCAAACUUUUGUCAUAA
This is a messenger RNA of Oncorhynchus gorbuscha (pink salmon), 4968 nucleotides long. RefSeq names its product tumor necrosis factor receptor superfamily member 21-like. Gene Ontology annotation, biological process: neuron apoptotic process; adaptive immune response; signal transduction. The record is from RefSeq and is a predicted model, not a curated record. NCBI's taxonomy places the organism in Eukaryota, Metazoa, Chordata, Actinopteri, Salmoniformes, Salmonidae. Gene Ontology annotation, molecular function: protein binding. Bases 520 to 2499 code for a protein of 659 amino acids. The transcript has 6 exons.